This is a messenger RNA of Racocetra fulgida, 129 nucleotides long. Lineage: Eukaryota; Fungi; Glomeromycota; Glomeromycetes; Diversisporales; Gigasporaceae. The record is from the annotation of a GenBank genome assembly.
AUGCAAAAGUAUAAGGAAAAGGCAGUUACCCCACUCAACUAUGUGUAUACGAUUUUAGAUUACCAAAAUAGAAAUGAAGAUAAUACAGAAACUUUUGAAGAGCAAUUUUUAGCUGAUAAUAGUGUGUAA